AUGGCUUCAACGAUCCCCCAAGAUGAGGUGUCAGAAAUUGAUACCACGAUUCCAGGCGGUCUGGAAACGACACGGGAGGAAUCCCCACCGCGGCGGUCUCCUUUUCGCACAAUGCAACAAGUCCACGACUUUCUUUCCAGCAGCACCACUCUUAAGAGCAUCAAACUUCGGGUCACUCUACUUGGUUGUUCUAGCCAUCCUGACAGGUACAACUUUCCAUUUGACUUCCCUGCCGGCUCUCGUUAUUCGUUCAAACUCGAGUCUCUCCAACUUGACGGCUACGACUUUGGUUACCAGGAGUGGAAGAGGGUUCAGCCACCUAGCAAGCUAUUUCCCUCUUACCCCCACAGCUGGUCUCCGGAUGGCAUUGGCAACUACUUCUGGUGGUACAUGUCCGACUUGGCGACUAGGUAUUAUAAAUGGCGCAACCUUCCCGACGACCUGAAGCAUAAGACAAACCUCGAUCUGUGGAUUGACGCAAUGGACUUCUCCCAUAUCCGAGAGCUUGCACUGAGAGACAUCAGAGGGCAGUCUAUAGUUGCCCUUCGGCUCCCCCCACUCCUCAAGUCCUUGACGUCCUUGACGAUUCGGGGAGUUCAUCAUGUCCGAGAAUUCGUUCUUGGGCUACCACGCGAUUCGUUGGAGCAUCUUUCUUGGAUUUCUGGCUGCGGAUGUGGGCAGAGCCGGUCUCUGCUUAAAGUUGUGGGGUACCAUGCUCAUUCGCUUGCUCGUCUCGAAUUUAGAGAGCCCGAAAGCUCCCAUCAUCGACGGGAGGUUCUUACUGCAGAGGAGCUUGCCUCUCUGGGUGAUUUGGUGCCAAAUCUACAAGAAUUGGCCAUCGACCUCAACCGAAAUGGCACUUGGCCAUUUGAAGAGCUGGAAUCAGUGGCCGCGCACUACCAUCGGUUAAAGCGACUCACAAUAUACUUGGAGCUUGCCAGUGAGCAACGAAGACAACAUGAAAGCUCGGCGUGGUCUAGAAGUAAAUCGUUGAGCGAUGAAGGUGAAGACCUAGACAACAUGGCCCGCCCAUUGCUAACCAAAACGACUGGGGUGGAACUUUUCGAACUUUUGCGCAAACAAAAAGUGGGCGAGGAGCUGAUUGAGCUGAAGCUGUUUGCUGGAGACUGGGAGAGAGCGCAUGAUGGGCCGCUAUACACUGCUCCGUGGCUUGAGCAUCGAAAAGCAUGGGUUACGUGCCAAAUCAUGGAGAAUCCCAACAGCACAGGAAAGCAGAUACUUUGCGACGGAAGGGAUACAGUUGUGGUCAACGGAAACGGCAGUGUGUGGGAUGAAGUGGACCUCGUUCCGAGGGGUGUCAUCAUUCCGGUGCUCGAUGAAGACGAAGAGGAACAAAUAAGGUUGUUAGAGAUGGGUGCUGCCGGUGAAGAUUGGGAAAUAUAG
This is a messenger RNA of Colletotrichum gloeosporioides, 1404 nucleotides long. RefSeq lists its product as uncharacterized. Bases 1 to 1404 code for a protein of 467 amino acids. The record is from RefSeq and is a predicted model, not a curated record. NCBI's taxonomy places the organism in Eukaryota, Fungi, Ascomycota, Sordariomycetes, Glomerellales, Glomerellaceae. The transcript has a single exon.